Messenger RNA from Oncorhynchus nerka (sockeye salmon), 2901 nucleotides. RefSeq lists its product as uncharacterized. Lineage: Eukaryota; Metazoa; Chordata; Actinopteri; Salmoniformes; Salmonidae. The transcript has 4 exons. The coding region runs from base 413 to 1612 and encodes 399 amino acids. The record is from RefSeq and is a predicted model, not a curated record.
CUGCACCUGUCAACUAGCCAGUGAUAGCUAGUUAGGUUGUCAGUGGUCAGACUGUUGAUGACCACUUAGUUAGUUUUAAAUGAAUCUCUGUAUGGUGUGGUUGUCAGUAAUAUCCAGGAUCAAUUUUAUUUCAAGUAAUUCACUGUUGUACGAAAAGGGAAGACUAUUAUUGCAUAUGUAUUUAUUUUUUGGGGGUAGAGGAAAGCGUUAUACAGUACUCCUGUUUGGCUGCAUAAAUUCACAUUGUAAGCGUACUACUGAGCUCAUCAUGUCUCAUCUGAGUGGAAUUGACGUGGGAAAGUCGUGAUUUGCUGUUGGGUGAACUUCAAAGGGACCGGAGAAGAAACUGCCACUGAGGAGCCCAAGGGGCUGCUACCAGCACAGGUACACCCAGUGAGAAGAGGCAGAGACCAUGGACCUGAGUGAGAGGAGGCCCAACAAGUGGUGGACAGAGUCGGACACCUUCGCCAUGCUGGCCCUCAUCGAGCAGCUGGACCUGGUGCAUGAGCUGGAUAAGAAGCGCCAGCGCAACGACUCGCACUUCCGCCGCCUGCGCUACAGCCUGGCCAAGCGGGACAUCCACUUCACUGUCAACCAGAUACGCAACCGCUGGAAGAGCCUAAAGCACAAGUACCGCAAGAUCAAGACGGCAGGAUACCGUAGCCCCGCUGCACGCCUGUCCGCCAUCGAGUCGUUCCGUUACUUCCGUAUGCUGGACCGCAUGCUGGCCAGGAGGGCCCGGGUGGGGGCCCCAGAUCAAGGCACUGCAGAUGGACACAAUAUGGUGGUGUUGACCCACUCGGACCUGGAGGAUCAUACUGAUGGUGAUGUUGCCCAGCCUGACUCUGUGGCCCCUUGGCAGGAGAGCCUGGCUCCAGCUCUAGAGGGAGAAGGAGACAAGACUAACGCCAUCCCAGAAGAGGCCAACAUCAGCACUUCUGGCUGGGCCCUGAAGUCAGAAGAGAUUAUGACUUUGGGUCUAUCUGGAGAGUAUCUUUACCCAGUAAAGAGUGAGCCACAUUCAGUACCCUCUUUACAUGAUGGGGAGGGAGCUAGUGACCCCACUAGCUGCAGUCCAGAAGAACAAACUGGCACUUGUGAGGACACCAGCACCCUGAUCCUCCAGCAGCUCACCAUCCUGAACCAUCAGCUAGGGGAACAGCUCGCUGAGCAAAGGGCCUUCCACUGCAGUAUGCUGGGUAUGAUGGACCGACAGAUAGAGGUCCUGGAGCAGCUCUCUAACUUCUCCACAGACCGCCAGGUCAAGACCGAACCCGACGACAGUGACACUCCUAUCAGCCAGCAGGUCCACAACUCCCUGGUGCGCAUCCUUAGAGGAGUGGAACAGGUCCAAACCCAGGGACACCAGCCGUGCUCAUGCAAGGCCUCCCCCUCACAGCCUACAUCUCCCUCCUGGACGGUCUCUCUGUUGGAGAUCCACAAAGGAUCACCCUCCAGGGAUGGAAACUCAACUAGUGACACAUCCAACCCUCAGCCCUCAGACCAUGGGCGGCCUGAACCUCAAGGACCAUCCCCCUCAGAGCAGCUUUCCCCUUCCCAACAGAAGGGUGAUCUGCUUAAUGGACUCUCAAACAAGUGCCAGCACAAGUGAGUGUUCUUGUAGCUUCAUAGUGGAAUGUACAGUAGUGGAACGUACAGUGCUCUGACAGAGGAGAGCAUACACUCUUAGAAAAAAAGGGUUCCAAAGGGGUUCUUCAGCUGUCCCCAUAGGAGAACCCUUUUAGAUUCAAGGUAGCACCCUUUUAGAUUCCAGGUAGCACCCUUUUAGGUUCCAGGUAGAACCCUUUUAGGUUCCAGGUAGAACUCUGUGAAAAGGGUUCUUCAAAGGGUUAUCCAAUGGGGACAGCCAAAGAACCCUUUUAGGUUGUAGAUAUAACCUUUUUUUUUGGAGAAGAAAAAUAUAUGGGUGCUUACAUUUAUGAAUGAGGGACUUGUCCUUUUGAGAAUGUCUUAGAAUAAAAAAACAUUUUAAUUUUUUUACAACUUCCCUCUUGUUUAAUUUUGUCAUGUCCAAAUGUUUUAAUGUGCAGAAGUAAAUCAUCUGAUGUUUUAAUCAAGAUAAUUUUGACAAACCGUAGCUCAGAGGUUUAUUUAAUCUAGUCAAGAAGAGAAAUUCCAACUUGCCAGUUAUCAUACACUGAGACAUGCUAGAAUCCCCAAAUGAUGUUGAAAUGUAUGUUUCCGUACUAGGAAAAAGCACACUUUCAUGAGGAUGUAAUGGUGUUUGAUUAACUCGUGCAAAUGUAUGUGGAAGCUGGGAAAGCAAAGGCUUCAUCCAAAUGUAUCCUCUUCCCUAAAUGUUCCCUUUCCUAAGCAUAUAGGAUAUUUUGUGUAACUACAUUUCUACUAUGAAAACUUGUUUAGAAAAGGGCCUUUGUCGAACUCAAUUUGCACAGCUGUUUGCAUAGUACUGGAUACACACGGCUGCUUUAAUUUAGGCCUGUUUUACUUUGCUUUAGCUUUGCUGAAGAUGAGAGGUACUGUAGUGUGUAAGUGCAAUAUGGUAAUGAAGUCUACAUUUGCAAUCUCACAAGAGACUCAUUCAUCCAACAUGUUUAUUUAGAUUUUGAGAUCGCUUCAUUUGUGUCCUGGAAUUGUAUUACCACAUAUUGGCAGUACUGCAAUUAGGCAUGUUUUGCUUGUAAUGUGUUACCUGGCUGCAAUUUAAGACGGACCAUGUAUUCAAACUCUCAAUUGACUUAAAAAUAGGGUAUCGUCAAGAUACUGUAGACUCGCACACAGAGAAUAUUGUUUUGUAUUUUUCUCAACUAUUUACAAAACUGGAAAUGCUGUAUUAAUACUGUAUGCUUAUAAUAUAACUUAAAGGUCCAAUGCAGCUGUUUUUAUCUCAAGAUUAAAUCAUUUCUGGGUAACAAUUUA